UGGACACUCUCAAGGACGAGGUGUGCGUGUGGUCGAGGUUACCGAAGACCCCUCUGUGGAUUUGUCAUUUUGUAGACUUUAAUAAUCUGAUCUCAUUUAGUCAAACCAGUCAUGUCAUCGUCCAAGUUUGCAGACUUGCUUCCAGAGAACUAUGGCUAUGUGUUGUUCACAACAGUGGGCAGUACAUUUGUGAACAUGUGGAUGGCCUAUAAUGUUGGCAAGGCCAGGAAACAGUACGAGGUGGAGUAUCCAGAUAUGUACAGUCCAACCAGCAAGACGUUCAACUGUAUACAGAGAGCACAUCAGAACACAUUGGAAAACCAGCCAACCUUCAUUGUGCUGAGUGUUAUUGGAGGAUUGCAAUAUCCUAGACUAACAGCUAUUGUAGGCUUUUCCUACCUGGUCAGUCGGGUUCUCUAUGCCAAGGGAUACUACACUGGAGACCCCAGUAACCGUAAGUGGGGUGCUUGGGGCCACUUGUCGAUGCUACUUCUCCUGGGACACACCAUUUCCUUCUGUGCCCAUCAGCUCAAGUGGGUGCCUCUUGACAACAUUAGGAGCUUCGUAACCAUCAUGAAGUAUCAGUGGUAGAUUGCUUGUCCAGGUAGCUCCUGGUGGUUGUAUCCCAGAUGUAUGGACACUCCAACAUUCUUGAUUCAAACAUUUUCAAUAUGGCCUAAUCUAGACUAACUGUGAGACAGUACAUUUCCAUGUUGCACUGAACCUGAUGAGGAGUAAGCAUGGUGUGAUAGCUUCUGAUUGAUCAGAACUGAGCAAAUCGGUAUCAGGUUAUAUAAAACAUUGUCAGGUUUUUAAAGUAGUACUAAUUUUUUGUCACAUGUUUUGCAAUGUGAGUAUAUGAUUGUUUUAUAGAGCUUUUUUGUAAAGGUACGUGUACUAGACAUACAUGUAAUAAAAUUUAGUAUGUCUUAAUUGUUGCUCAGAGGUUUUUUUUUUGUGGUGUUCAUUAAGAACUCUAAUGUUCCCAGCUUUUGAAAAAUUGCUGUUAGUUUUGUUAAUCUGUUUUUAGCUGCAGCCCUGAUUUUACAAACAUGCGUUUAGAAACUUCUGCAGGACUGGAGAUAUUUGGCACGUUUAAGUCUAGAUUUAGAGAGACUGGCUGUAUGUUAGGCCCGUGAUUAUGAGGAAAUUUAAAGAUUGAUUUGUUUGUUGUAAAUUGCUUAUAGAAAUGCAUCUUGUUUUGCAAGAAUAUAGAAUCUAUGAUAUGUUUUAAUUCUGAAUGAAAUUUUAAUGUUGGAGCUAAUCUAGUGGUCCAUUGACAGAAUUAGUGAACAGAAACGUCUGCUUGAAUCCUAUAAAAAAUGUAUAGACAGAAAAUAAAAGGUAUUAAAAUGCACACUUCAUAAAAAAAAUAAACAUCUGUGCCUUAUAUAUAUAAUGUUGGAGAUUGUGGAAAUAGGAAUGCUAAAGAAUAGAUAGGGAUUUAGUUUAAUUUUAAGAUCAGUCCAGAGGAAUCAUGGUUUGCGGGCAAAUUGUAACAUGUGAUCAAAAACUCACAUUUUUCAGGCGUGCUUUGUUUGUAUCAUAUAUGCAUAUAAUUUUGUUAUCACUUGUAACUGGUGAUGUCUGAGUUGUAGGCUUUGCUUAUUCUGAAAUGAUAUAUCAUUAAUAAAGUAUUGUCAAGUGUGAA
Messenger RNA from Liolophura sinensis, 1651 nucleotides. RefSeq names its product glutathione S-transferase 3, mitochondrial-like. The record is from RefSeq and is a predicted model, not a curated record. Gene Ontology annotation, cellular component: membrane; endoplasmic reticulum; nuclear envelope. Gene Ontology annotation, molecular function: glutathione peroxidase activity; glutathione transferase activity. NCBI's taxonomy places the organism in Eukaryota, Metazoa, Mollusca, Polyplacophora, Chitonida, Chitonidae.